AUGGCCCACCCGGGGACAUCCAGCUCCCAAGCGCCUCCGGUAACCUCCAACUCGCCAUUGGCCGGCUUGGCCCUCCUAGCAGCAGUGGCUGGUCCCCACGUGGGAGAUGCAGCUGACGUCGAAGACCCCGACGCGGAAGAUCCUGCUGGCCGUCCGCCCCCAUGUCAAGUGUGCGCGCAGAUCGCCACUGCUCCGACCGUCCGCUUGGAUCGGCCUCGUCUCGACCAGACACUGAUCCACAACUCUCUCCAAAUGAUCCAGGCCUCGCUCCGUCAAGUAGAGGAGGCGUUCGCACAAAGUGGUACCGACGACCAGUUGCAGGACGAGGACGUGGAGCUGCAGCGUGACCACACUGCUGCCCUCCGGCACUCAAGCGAUUUACACCAUCAGAUCGACACCUCGACAUCUGCCGCUCGAUCUCUCAUUCAACAUUGCCAGACACGUCACGACUGGCUGCUUGACCAGCUCCAGUUGACCAACUCGCUGCUGGUGUCGCGUAAUCUCGACGUGGAGGCUUUGGAAGAGAGAGUAGCGGCCGCGGACCAGGUUCAAGAGGAGAUGGAUCGACUGCGGACGACUUCCGACGCCACUGCUCGGCAGAUUCGCCAUCAAGUUGCCACUCUAGAGGCCCAGAUCGCCGCUGUGACGAACCAUCCCGACGUUGGCCCCGUUCCGCCUCCUGCGCUGGCACGCCGUCUCCAAACCCAGGAUCAUGAGCCACUGCGACUGCGCCGGGCCUUCGAGGCCGCGCAACAGCGCUGCGACGCACUGGAGCAGUCGGAGGGCGCCUUGGAAGAAGCAUUUACCCAACUGCGCGGCCAGAUCGACUGUCAAGGUUGCCGGAUUACGCGCCUCCGUGAGGAUCUGCAAAAGAACCUUCAAGAUACACAACGUCGGUGUACCCGAGCCGAGGAGCUGCGUCCGAUGGAGACAGAGCGUCAUCUCAAGCGAAGGUCCGAGCUCCACGAUCUGCAUACCCAUGUGGAUUCCAUGCGAUCCAUCACGGCCCAGUUGGAGCAGCAAGUCGCACAUUGGCGGAAUACCAGCCAGAUCGCCGCUCAACUUCUUCACGACCAUCAGCGUGAGAUCGAAGAGCUUCGUCAGGCACAAGCGGUGGCCACUCAGAGCGAUCAGAUCCUCCACUACAGGGACGGUUACACGCGAUUCUCGAACAUAGCGGAGGCCAUGGGCCAAGAUGCGUGGAUCUCGCGCCGCGCCUCCAACGGCGAGUACUUCCUCAACUUCCGGACGAGCUCGGAAGGCACAACGCACGUCGUCGCCCCCACGUCGGGGUGCGCCUUCACGCUCCCGAUCGCCGCCGCGCAAGCGUCCCGCCAGUUCCAGAUCGACCCGUCGAGCUGA
Molecule: messenger RNA, 1362 nt
Organism: Phytophthora sojae
Lineage: Eukaryota; Oomycota; Peronosporomycetes; Peronosporales; Peronosporaceae
Exons: 3
Coding region: 1-1362 (453 amino acids)
Source: RefSeq, a predicted model, not a curated record